Molecule: messenger RNA, 6286 nt
Organism: Phyllotreta striolata
Lineage: Eukaryota; Metazoa; Arthropoda; Insecta; Coleoptera; Chrysomelidae
Source: the annotation of a GenBank genome assembly
AUGCACAAGAUAACCAAGGGAUUGAAAAAGAAGAAAAAAGGGAAAAAAAGCAAAAAAGGCGACGACGAACUAUUCAAACCCGAAGAACUAGAAAACUACCGUAAGCAGCACCAAAGUGGCAGCGAAGAACAGACUGUUCAAAACGAAGAGUGGAAGAAGUUCUUGACUCUUACUUCGGGCGUCGAUGACAUACUAAAGAAGACCCAAGGGGACCUAGAUCGCAUCAAGAGCACCUCGUUCUUCCAGCGGAAACCCACCGAAAGCGAGGUCAGGAAAGUCGAAGAGGAAAAAUUAGCUGAACAGAAACAACGGGAAGAAGCCGAAAAGGAGCUAGAACCACCUACUGCAGCUGAAUUAGGUAUCGUAGAAGUUUCCGAAUCCGAAUCCGAAGAAGAGGAAGAUGACAACAUCUUCGACACCGCCUACAUUGACGCGUUAGCAGCGGGAGAAGUCAAGCUAGCGUACAUCCCCGAGUCUCCGCCCGACAAAGCAGAGGGCGACGACCCGUUCGACACCUCCUACGCCGAAAGGGCCAUCUUAGGACCCGAAGUCGAGCGCAAAGGGAAGAAGCUCGUUCCUCUCGGCGCCGCCGUCGAAGUUCUCACCGGUAGAGUGCAAUUGCCCACUUGCGCGACCAAGAGACCGACCAGCAAGAGGCAGAUAUUCAAGCAACAGGAUCUCCUGUUGGGGAGCUUCGACGAAACCGCGACCAAUCACGCUGCUGUCGGUGAUGCGGUCGUUGAAGAUGUGCCCAAGACAUUGCUAGACGAGGAUCCGGUUCCGUUGGGCGACGAACCCAUCGAUUUGAGCAAGCCGAUACCUUAUCCUCAGGCGGUACCUGUAGCUUCUACUCCGGAAGCGGAUAAGAAAACCGGUAUCAAAGAGGAUAUUAUCAGCGAGUUUGAUGUUAUCGCGCAGAAAGUCGAAGACGACGAUGACGAUAUCGAAUUCGAAGCACUAGCUGCGGAAAGUUUGCACAAACCGAAGACUAUUAUACAAGAAUUACCACUUGCCGUUGUUCAAGAGGUUCCAUUAAAUUCUGAUAACAUCAAAUUUGGAGCAUUUGGAGAAGAGGCGAAAAAGGACUCCGACGAGGACCUAUUGCCCGACGCGGACGAUCCCUUCGACACCGCUUUCGUGGAGAAAGUUCUACCGAAAUCCUCCGAAGAUACCUCAAUUACCAAACCACCUGGUAUCGAGAGGAAGAGACCACCAAGGCCAACCAAAAACCCCGUUACAAAUAAUCGACUUAACUUCAACACAGCAGAAAAUACAACCAGCUCGAGCAAAGCUUUGGACCUCCUGAGUGGCACCACGCCGGAUCUGCUGACCACAUCGACCAACGACGGUUUGAGCGACGAUGAUUUCGACCCGCGGGCCGACGAGCCGCCCAGGGAACGCGCCGUUUCCCGCCCGGACGUGCUGAACAUCUCCAACGCCAAGACAGUGUCGUUCGAUUUGCCAUCGGCCGACGCCACCCUCAGCGCCGAAUCCAAAGUAAUCAAACCGCUGACGCCGUUCUACACGAGGAAGUCCUCCAUACCGGAGCUACCUGCAUCGGACGAUCCCUUCGACACGUCCUUCGCGCAGAACAUCACGCCCGGAAAAGCCGAGUUGCGGAUAAUCGAAAGCGAGUUGAUCCACGAAAACUCAAACGAUGUGCAACCGAAGAAGGUGGACCAGGUGGUGAAGACCAUUUGCGAGAAUUACAACCCGAAACCGGCGAGUGUUGCAUCAGAGUCCAUCGAUUUGCUGUCGAUUGAUAGAGAUAUACCCGUUAAAGUACUAACUCCUGGCGCUUUGGCUGCCGAAGAUAACGAAGAAUUGAGUUAUCGCGACCCAUUCGAUACAUCUUCUGUCGCCACCAAUAUAUUACCGGGCAAAAGCGAACUGAAACUCAUAGAAAGCGAGCUAAUAGACUCCGGGAGAGCGAUAGAAAAAUCCGACGAUUUAUUGGUGCACAACGCCGACGAAAUUAUCGAGAAACCUCUAUCUCCGGCUCCAGAAGUGAUCGAAUCGCCGAUUGAUAUCGAAAGCGAAGACUACGACCCGUUCGACACCAGCUGCGCCAGCAAUCUGCAACCGGGCAAAGCGGAAUUGAAGCUGCUGGAAUCUGACGAGGAGCCGUACGUCUCUCCGAGCUCCGCCGGCUCCAAUCCGUUUCUGCUCGAUGAUGGAGACGAACAAAUCGACGCUGCAUCGGGAUUCAACGACAAUCCGUUUUUGUCCCAAACCGCCACCACCAUGGCGAACACGAACCCGUUCAGCUUCGAUCCGAUGGAGCUGGAACCCGCCGAAGCUGAAAUGCCCGGCAUACCGGCGGUGAAUUUCGAGCAAAACAUUCAGCAAGAUGCGAGCCAGCCGAGCAGCCAAAUUGACUCUAUUACGACGGAUUUUUUUAGUGAUGACGUUCCGAUAAGUCAAAGUGUGGUGGAAGCGAUUGUUCCGCAAAAACCGUCGGAUUUGGAUUUGAAAUAUUCGCAUCAAACUAACGCUAACGGGCCGCCUAGGCCGCCUCCGCCUAGACCGCCUCCGUCUAAAGAAACCCAAGACUUGUUGAUGUCUGUAAUGGGCGCCAUGGAUGCGACUAGUUCUUCUCUACUAGGAAAAAUUCCACCGACUCGCUCGCCUAGUCCGGUUAAUAUGAGAGACCUUCACUCGCCUAGUCCCACGCCCGAACCCACUUUCGGCGAUCUCUUGGACGUCGGCGGUAAACCUCAGGAUUUACUUUCGUCGGAAGAAGUCAACAAUUGCGACAUAAAUCAAAAUCCACAACAAAAUUCGAACAGCUUCCGUCAGGCUGCGCCGAUGGUUGUUCAAACUCAGGUAAAGCCUCCAAAACCUCCGCCACCGGUACGUCCUCCAAAACCACCACCACCAGCUGUAGUCAAUCAAACGCCCAAGCCGCCUCCACCGGCUGAAAUCAAAGCGAUCGAUGAUAUUGACGACAUGUUCGGCGUAGCGGAACCGCCGAAGAAGAAGGAAGUCACCAAAGCGGACAUUCUCAAUUUGUACAACGCCCCCAAACAAGAACCCGUCAAAGAUUUGCUAUCAGAUGAUAUCAUAGAGCCUGAAAUUCCUGCGCAGCCCGCUGUUGUGACUACAAAUACGAACCCGCCGGAUGAUCUACCUGUAAAGGCGAAUUUAUCACCUGUUGCACAAAUUAACAACGAAAACUUGAUAUCGUCGGAACAGUCCCAGGAGGACUUACAAAUGGAUAUUAGCGACAACCACAGCAAAGGAUCAGUCGGUAGCGUCACUUUUAAUCCAUUCGCUACUGUAGAUGAUUUUACCAACACGAUUCAACCAAACGUCGAUAAUUACAAACCCGAGAUUAACCAAAACGUAGAACAAACCACAAUGGAGAUUAUCGAUAACACGGAAACUAUCAUUCCGAAAGAAACUUCCCCUCAAUUCACCAAUGUGAUCGAACCGGCUCCGAUACCAAUACAAAACGAUCAAUUUGGAUUUCACAAUCAAUCUACUAAUAUUUUCGGCCCUACCAUAACAGAUAAUUUUAAUCUGGGUAGUACUGCAAUCGAGAAAUCAUUCGCAACAGACGCUUUCGGAGUGAAGGACGAUUUCGAUGAUUUCGAGAAAAAAUUCGAUUCGGUGAAGCAUGACGAUUUCUCGCUGGUGAACAGCGCUUGGGGCAAUGAAACAGUAACCUCUGGUGCAGUUACAUCAGGUUUUGGGCAAGAUUCAGGAUUUGAACAAGAUGGUUUCGAUGAGUUUCUGUCGCUGCAAGAGCCUCCCAAUGUACCCCAAAGCACGCCUAACAGGAUCAGCAAAACUGGAUCAUUGGAAUCCGACGAAGAGAAAGAUUUCUCAGUAUUUAUAAGGCCAAAAGGAAACGAUGAAGUGUCUACAGGUAUUCUUCCAACAAUCGCUCCUCCACCAGCCACAGUGACCUCAUCAUUCGGCGAUACUUCCCCUAGGUUCAAUCCCUUCGAUAGCCAAUCUGAAGUCCAACCUGCGCCUGUUGUGCCAACUGAUGUUCCAUUUGCUCAAGAGAUAAAACGAUCUGAAUCUCAAGUAACCCCACCGUCUCCUCUAUUCGACGAAGAUGUCUCCCAGCCGUUGGAGCCCUUCCCGAGAAUCAACUAUACCGGAGAGGGCUGGGAGAUGCACCUGAGGCAGCCCAAUAAGAAGAAAAUCACCGGUCAGCGGUUCUGGAAGAAGAUAUUCGUCAAAUUGCAACAUUUACCCGACUGCGUUUUGUUGCAACUGUACAAUCAAAAAGACGACAAGGAUCCUUUCCAGGAACUUCCUCUACAACCUUGUUAUUCGGUUUCCGACAUAGGCGCUCAACAGUACGACCAAUUCGGGAAAAUAUUUACCCUCAAAUUGCAAUAUAUAUUUUACAAAGAACGUCCGGGAGUUCGACCUGGUCAGGUCAAGAAAGCCGAAAGGAUAACCAACAAGAUCAGCCAGUUUGCUGCUUAUGCCAUUCAAGGGGAUUACCAAGGUGUCAAGGAAUUCGGUAGCGAUUUAAAGAAACUCGGGCUGCCCGUCGAGCACGCUCCUCAAGUGUCGCAGUUAAUGAAAUUAGGCUCUUUGAACUACGAAGACCUGAAGCAAUUCUCGUUCAGCAUCGAGGAGGCUCUAUUCAAGCUGCAAGCACAUCGGGAUAGAGCGUUGCAUUACAAAAUGGAAGAGGUCCAAAUCACUUUGGUGGACGAAUUAUACGUUGAACAGGAAGCUGACGGCCACAUUCAAAAGCAAAUAGCUAGAGUCCGAUUGUUCUUCUUGGGAUUUUUGACUGGCAUGCCUGACGUUGAGCUAGGGGUGAACGACAUGCGAAGACAGGGUUUAGAAGUUGUAGGUAGGCACGAUAUAAUUCCCGUGGAAACUGAGGAAUGGAUUCGAUUAGAAGAGGUUGACUUCCACUCAUGCAUACAGCAGGAAGAUUACAACCAGACACACAUAAUUAAGUUUAAACCGCCAGAUGCUUGCUACAUAGAAUUGAUGAGAUUCAGAGUAAGGCCUCCGAAAAAUCGAGAACUUCCCUUACAACUCAAAGCUCAAAUAUGCGUUACAGGGUACAAAGUAGAACUUAGAGCCGACGUGCUAGUCCCCGGAUUCUCUUCCAGAAAACUGGGACAAGUCCCCUGCGAGGACGUCAUGAUACGUUUCCCCAUCCCGGAGUGCUGGAUUUAUAUGUUCAGAGUGGAGAAGCAUUUCAGAUACGGGACCGGGAAGAUCAAAGGAAUCGAAAGGAUAUUAGGAACGAUGGAAACAUUGCAGGAAAGUUUGAUAGAAGUCACCUCGGGUCAGGCCAAAUACGAGCACCAGCACAGAGCCAUCGUGUGGAGGUGUCCUAGGUUACCUAAAGAAGGACAAGGAGCUUACACGACGCACAACAUGGUAUGCAAAAUAGCCCUGACCAGUUACGACCAAAUGCCGGAAAAAUUGGCCGAGUACUGCUAUGUGGAGUUCACCAUGCCCGCCACUCAAGUGAGCCAUACGACUUGCAGGAGCGUCAGCUUCCAAAAUUCCGACAGCGACGAACCGCCCGAGAAGUACGUCAGGUAUUUGGCCCGGCACGAAUACAGGGUAGGCAUAGAGCAUACAGAAGGCGAGAAUCCCAACGCCUACGCGUCGGCUACAUACGUUCCCAAGCCGGCUCCUGCGGCUCCUGCGGCUCCGAAUAUUCCUGCUAAAGUGGCGGAAGAGUCGAGUUCGGAUAGCGAAUAGAUUGAUCUGAAGGUGUAAAAUAACAUUGUACAUAAAUAUCAAGGCAGUUUGGUUUGAAGGCUAUAGUAAAAGCACAUUCAUUUAGAGCGCUGAUAACUCAAAUUAAUUGAAUUAUUUUGUAUAUAUUCGUAGAAUUUAAGAGCACACCGAAGCAAACUUAACUUGGAAAUAUAUCUAAUAUUCGGGACUUCAGAGGACUUCGGUCUUUGUUAAUAAAAACUGAAUGUAGUAAAAGAGUAUUGCUUCCAAAUAUCCCUUAACAAUUCAUGAGUGUUACUUAUAUGUAUAAAAUAAGUUAUGAAAGACUCGAAUAUUUAAUAAAUAAAUGUGUUAAUAUACAGAAAAAACUAUUUAACUAGUCAUUAAAAAAUGUAAAGGAGAAUGGUAUUUUAAAAUUCGCUUAGCUAUAAACAAUAAAAUUGUUAGUUUUGUAAAAAAUAUAUAUCGAUCAUAGAUCAUUAAAUUAUUUUGUUAUUAUAGAAUUUAUACACAGGGUGCGAUUAUUUACAGAUUAUUCUUAAUAAACGCUACUCACUGUUCCAUACAAGUGUACAUUUUUAAAUUAAUUUAUUCUUCGUGGCUCGACAAC